Messenger RNA from Lucilia cuprina (Australian sheep blowfly), 3587 nucleotides. It is a transcript of the gene IntS2, whose product is annotated as integrator complex subunit 2. Bases 136 to 3525 code for a protein of 1129 amino acids. The record is from RefSeq and is a predicted model, not a curated record. Gene Ontology annotation, biological process: snRNA 3'-end processing. Gene Ontology annotation, cellular component: integrator complex. The transcript is spliced from 3 exons. Lineage: Eukaryota; Metazoa; Arthropoda; Insecta; Diptera; Calliphoridae.
AGCUCAAUUUUGUUUGACAGAAGUUGUUUGAUUUUCAUAAUUUUACUUUUACAUUUAUUCAACUGUUGCUAAAGGAAAAUAAUUGAAAGAAAAUACAUACAUAAAAAUACAUACAUAAAAAUAAAGUACAUAAAAAUGCAAGAUGUGACCGCAAGAGUAUUUGCGGCAAUGCAAAAUCUUGAUAUAACAGCAUUGAGCACUUAUCCGCAAAAUGAAAUUCGACCUGUACUGCCAGCUUUAGUGCGUAUGAGCCUAUUGUCACCACUCGACAACACAAAAUCGUCGAUGGAAUCUCGCAAACAAAUAUUAGCCGUUCUUAUAGGCAUUGAAGUGGUAAACAGUAUAGUGUCAUAUUUACAAGUCAAUUAUCAUGAGCUCGAGCAAGAGCUGAAGAAGGAAUUACAGGCCCGGCAAAAAUCCAUGUACUAUGAUGGACAACAAUCAGAGUUUGGAUUACAAACAGGCAUAGCUUUGGGAUUCGAAAGAGCCGAUGUGACACGUAAAGUGCGUGUUGUUUUAUCGGAAAUAUUUAACGUUCAAUGGCAGUUGUCCGAACAGAAGACUCCCGUUCAAUCUGAAAUAUUAGACGAUGGUAUAUAUUUGGAAGAAGUCGUUGAUAUUUUGUGCAUUGCUUUAGCUGAGCUACCAUCAUUAUUAAAUAUACUAGAGCUGACUGAUACUCUGGUUCAAGUACCAAAUGGUCAUCGAAUUAUAUGCGCAUUAGUGGCAAAUUUCCCUGAUUGUUAUCGUGAUGUCGUUACCCAUGUAAUAAUCAACUGUGACGAAGAGUCAAAUGAAGGAAAACAAAAACUUGUGCUCUUAAUGGCAUUAAGCGAAAUAAAUCCUUCGCAAGCGUUAUCAACCAGAGCAAUAUGUGUGGAGAUAUUGAAAGUACCUUCUUUUAUGCUUAAACUUUGUCUUAAAUAUCCACAGGAUUUGAUAUCGUUUUUAACAGGCAUGUUGCUAGGAAAUGAUCAAAAUGUGCGUACAUGGUUUGCCGAAUUUGUUCAUUCCAGUCAAAAACGUAAAGGAGAUGCAUUAAUUCUGGUUAGAGCCGAAUUAUUGCAACAACUGCUGAACAUCGUAAAUAAUUCAACUAAUCAAAAUAGUGACAUUGAAGACUAUACCGUCCAAGGGGCUGUAUUGAUGCGAUUAUAUUGUGCAUUGCGUGGAAUUGCUGGCUUGAAGUUUAAUGAUGACGAAAUUAGUGCAUUGGCACAGCUAGUUUCGAGUAAACCGCGACCAACUCAAUCAGGCAUGAGAUUUGUUUCACUAGCACUUUGUAUGUUGAUAGCCUGUCCGUCAUUGGUUUCUACUGCAGCUCUUGAAAACAAGGCUGUCGAAUGGCUACAAUGGCUGAUUAAAGAGGAUGUAUUCUUUGGCAAGAGAUCUGAUGCUAGCACAUCCCUUGGUGAGAUGCUUUUGUUGUUAGCCAUUCACUUUCAUGGGAAUCAAAUAUCAGCCAUAGGGGAGCUUGUCUGUUCGACCUUGGCCAUGAAAAUACCCAUACGUCCGAACAGUACAAAUCGUAUAAAACAAGUUUUCACACAAGAUCUUUUCACGGAGCAAGUAGUAGCAUCACAUGCAGUGCGUGUGCCGGUCACACCGAAAUUGAAUGCUAAUAUACCUGGUUACUUGCCGGUACAUUGCAUACAUCAGCUUCUAAAAUCAAGGGCCUUUUUAAAACAUAAGGUGCCUAUAAAAUCUUGGAUUUAUAAACAGAUAUGUAACUCGGUUCGGCCAUUGCACCCAGUUAUGCCUGCCCUAAUCGAAGUAUAUGUAAACACCUUGAUUGUACCAAAUCCUCAGGGCAAAGUUAAUGUCGAUCAUAUGCACAAGUCGUUUUCUGAAAUGGAGAUUCUUCACAUAUUUAGAUCUAAUUACAACGGUACAAAUGUAUUGGGUGACAUAUCAUCGACUCCUAAUUUUAAUGUCUUCUCCCAGUAUGGUGGUUUAGGUGGUAAUAUAUCUUCAGCAGACAGUGAUGAAUUGUCUAAAUAUCAGGUACAGUGUCCCUUAACUGCUCAGCUUUUAAUACUAUACUAUUUGGUAUUGUAUGAAGACACGCGUAUUUCCAAUUUGUCGAACGCUGUACUGAGUGGAAGGAAAGUCAAAGAAUACACAAACAAUUUUCUUUCAGAAUUACCAAUGAAAUAUUUACUUCAAAAGGCCCAACAUUAUCAUAAUGAAUAUGUGGGUAUUUUUCAUCCCCUAUUGCGUUUGAUUGUAUCGAAUUAUCCACACCUGAGUAUGGUGGAUGAUUGGCUCGAAGAACACUGCAGCUCAGGAAUUUGUCGUAACCGUAAUAUAAAUGUGCCUAAAAAUUCGGUGGAACAAAUUCAAGAAUGUCUUAAAAGAAUUGAUUUCCAAAAACUAGAUACGAAGCCCGGAAAAGCAAUACCAGUACUAAAGGCAUUGCUUAAGAUGCCGCCUGAAGAUAUUGCUCGAAAUGCAGAUCUAAUAGUAGAAAACUUACCGAAAGUAUUCCAGCGUAAGGUACCACGCUCAAUUAAAAAUUUAUAUUUAGAUAUUUGGCUUCGUUUAAAUGGUGUGUUGCCGAUAAGUUUCUGGCAAAAGUCACUUACUUCGAUUAUGGCAUCAGAAGAUUACAUAAAUCGCUGUUCUUUUGUUGUGGAAAAUAUGCUGGAUCCAUUGCAGGUUCUGCGAUGCAGUAGAGAAAUAUUUCAUUGCCCUCAUACUCUCAUAAUAUUGUUGCGUAUUCUCCAAGGAAGUUUGGCUGCAUCAAAAGCUCAUCUAAGCAUACAAAUGCAAUCAAAACAAAUAAUCGAUAAAAAUGGACAAGUACAGUGUGACACUGAUAGGGAAGAACUUAAGACCGCUUUAAUAGCUUCACAAGAGAGCGCUGCAGUUCAUAUACUGCUGGAAGUUCUAGCUGAUAUGAAUGCGAAUGGAGAUACACGUGUCUCUUCGUUUGAACUGCGCGAAGCUCAAGGUAUUAUAUGCUCAUUUAUUCAUCAAGCAUUCAUUUCUGAACCAUCUUUGGCAAAGCUUGUACACUUUCAAACAUACCCUCGUGAGGUGAUACCCAUGAUGGUUAAGGGAGUUCCUUCUAUGCAUAUCUGUAUAGAUUUUCUACACGAAUUCCUUAGCAUGCCGGAAAUGGAUAAACAGAUCUUUACAAUUGACUUGACAUCUCAUUUAGUUUUAAAAUAUGCCAUUCCGAAAAGUUUAAGUGUCUCGAAAUUCUGCGUCAACACUAUUCAAUCAGCACUAUCUCUACUCUCUACAGAGGCCAAAUGUAAAUAUCUUUGUAAUAUUUUACCGUCUCUUAUACGUUUUGCCGAAGCUUUUCCCAUUCUAACAGACGAUUGCAUCAAUAUUUUAAUGUUAACGGGUCGCAGUCUAUAUUCACAGUCAACGCUUGGCAUUAAUUCGACCCAUAUGCAGUUGACGGCCAAUUCUAGGCACAAAUGUUUCAAGGAAGCACCCCGCUAUAUAGCAAUGAUCGAAAAGGCGUUCGAAAUGUUGAUUACGAAAAUAAUAAAUAAGGUCGAAUUAUAUUAGUAAAAUAAGUAUAAAUAUAUAUGUAUGUACAUGUAUUUUAAUAAAGUUAUUUUUAUUUUAUA